UGUCUUUUGAUUGCAUUAUUAUAAUAUGCAUUAUACAUUUCAUAUGACAGAUAAAAUUCCUCGUAACUUUGCCUACUUUGGUUUGUAAUGUAGUUUGUCCUACUAACCUUUUCACCAACAAUGUUCUGUGUCUGAGUUACCCUAUUCAAGUCCAGCCUUAUGUUACCAACACUAGGAAAAAUAUGUACGUAUCAAGAAUUAUUGAGUUUUGAAAGAAAUGCCAGUUACAAUUUAUAGCCAGUUGCUAUAGUUUUUAAAUGACGCUUAUUUGGGGAUCUGGGCCAUUUUAAAGCCUCAGUCAUUGACAUUCAGUCUAAAAGAUGAUGUGCAGUUUCUCGUACUCUUUUAUACCCAAAUGUUUCUGAAUAUUUUGAUGCACUUCUUCCAGCCUUAUCUCUGCUUUCUAUCUCCCUGUCUCUCCCAUAAUCUGUCACCACUCCCCCCUCUCCCUCCCUGGAAUGUUGGUGUUUAGCUCAAACAUACCUCUGAGAGAGCCUGAAUGCAAUGCCGAGCAGCCUGCAGAAGCUUCUCCUCGUCGUGUCUCUGCAACCUCUUCCCCAUUAUUCUUAAAAAAAUCAAAGCAUACCUCAAGCGGGGAGCAGAGUGGUCCUGCUACGCAAAAGAGCCUUUUCAACCGUUCUACUCUGAGGAAAAGACUUCAUUCUUCUUCCUCUGUGCCAAAUUUUCUAAAAUUUCUGGCUCCUGUAGCUGAAAAUAGCACUUCUGACUUUAACGGCAAGAAAAGUGACUUUGAAAUAAAAUCCAGCCAUAGUGAUGUGGGAUGUGAUAGCCCUGUAAGGACGCGGCGUCAUUCUUGGAGGCAACAGAUAUUUCUUCGUGUGGCAACUCCACAAAAGGGAUGUGAUUCCCCUAAUAGAUAUGAAGGUAAGCAGUAAAUGUUCUUUGUACACAAGUUGUCGAUAAAACUGGAUUGGAUUUAUUAUUUAUGUUUUUUAUAAUAUCCAGAAGCUGCCCUUGAGCACGCUGUUUUUGUCUCUACAAAAUAUGCAUUUACAUAAAAAUCAGAGAGAUGUAAAGUUUAUAUUGUGCUUUUUUUACUAGUCAAAAGUUCUUCUAAGAUCUGUACAGUUGUCUAAGCUCAGCAUUAUUUAUGUACAUUAUAAAAUAAGUUAUUUUGCUGAUGAGAUCACUAAUUACUUAUAGCCCAAAGCACAACAUGAUGUUUAAGAUAAUAUAUGAAACCUUCAUCAGAAAAUGGAAGCUAGUUAUUUUUUUUUUACUUGCAUCCAUCUCUGUUUAUCUGUAAUUAAAGGGACAUUGUGCUGAAACAUAACGAGGGUUAAUGGGCUAAAUUACAAGUGUAGUGGUAUUUAUCGCUCCAACUCGAGCACAAACAAUGCUGAAAGUAAAGUCUUUAUGCAUUCAGGUUAGCGCACUUAUUACAAAUUGAAAGUAAAUUCUUAGUGCUUGAGCGAAACCUUAUGAGCGCAAACUUCAGGAAUUCAGAUAUUGCAACCGUGUUAAUUUCUCCCCAUAUAAUUUAAUGGAGCUGAAUUAAAAAAAACUCAUCGCUUGCGUGCUAACCCAACACUGUAUUAAACCCACAGUGCUAUAUCUGACAGGACGGGCUUAUUAAUAUUUCACAUUCCACUGUUCUUUGUAUACAGGAAAAUUUUAGAUAUAUCCAUAUAUAAUGAUACCUGUGUGUGUGUGUCAGUCACAUGGCAGUAACUCAAUGCAUUUAGACAUCUAGACGUGUUGAAGACAACUUUCUGAAGUUCAAACCGAGCAUCAGAAUGGGGAAGAAAAGGGAUAUAAGUAACUUGAACAUGGCAUGGUUGUUGGUGCCAGGCGGGCUGGUCUGAGUAUUUAAAAAACUGCUGAUCUACUGGGAUUUUCACGCACAACCAUCUCUAGUGAAAAUAUCCAGUGAGCGGCAGUUGUGUGGAUGAAAAUGCCUUGUUGAUGUCAGAGGAGAAUAGGCAGACUGGUUGGAGAUGAUAGAUUGGCAACAGUUACUCAAAUUAUUUACUAAAAAGCAAAAGAAAGAGGGGGCGCACAGAAUAUGACAGAUAUUGCAAGUUAAUCUAACAUACAAACCAACUUUAAACAAGGCCAGUCCUUGUGGAAAUUAACGGAUCUAUGUCAUUAUAGUUGUAUGAUAAUAGUCCGAAAGAUGGGUCAGUGCUAUGCACUGUCCACGGUGUGUGGGCACUCCCACAGUUCACAGGGUAAUGGUGGCUGCUCUCCUCAUCUCAGAUGAUCCUGAACAGAACUAUAAAGUGAAGCACAAAACAAAGGGUCACCUCAUGUGUAGAUCAACCGACAACAGAUACACCAUAUGUGAAGGCCAAAGCCAAAAGUGUACUCACAUUUGGCAAUAGCACACCAAUGUGCUGGUAGUAGCAGGCUGAUAUCUCUGGGUGUAUCAGCUCACCCUCUGUCGUCUGGUGGUACCAACUGGAUUUCAGACUGGAUGCAGGGCACACAUAUGCUAGCACUAUGCUUGAGUAUAAAAAUGGUUUAUUAAAAACACAUUUAAAAACAAAAGCAGUGAGUGGAAUAGGGGUGUCCAAGUGUUCCCCCCCCAUCUGCAACGCGUUUCCCGGCUAUGGCUGCCAUUUCAUCAGGCAUCUAGCACCUUACACAGUUCAGUUUUAUUUAAACCAUUUGUUAACCACUGAGCAAACCCACCGCCCAUUGUGGGUGUGUUGAAUGCACAUAAGUUGAUAAUUAAAUUAAUCAUGAUUAAUUUCUGUCUUCCUAAAGUGUCAAAACAUAUAACAUCCUAAUUUCUAAAAUACAUAUUUCAUGUUCACUUAACCUGUUGGCCCUCACUGAACCUUGGCUUUCCUCCUCUAACACAACUGCUGUAGCCUCUCUGUCCUAUGGCGGCCUGCACUUCAGUCACACUCCCAGACCAGGAGAC
This is a messenger RNA of Bombina bombina (fire-bellied toad), 2890 nucleotides long. Its product is annotated as TBC1 domain family member 1-like. The record is from RefSeq and is a predicted model, not a curated record. The transcript is spliced from 3 exons. Bases 459 to 896 code for a protein of 145 amino acids. Lineage: Eukaryota; Metazoa; Chordata; Amphibia; Anura; Bombinatoridae.